Messenger RNA from Chilo suppressalis (striped riceborer), 909 nucleotides. The record is from the annotation of a GenBank genome assembly. Lineage: Eukaryota; Metazoa; Arthropoda; Insecta; Lepidoptera; Crambidae.
AUGAGAACGGCUAUCGUUAUCCCUCUUUUGGUAACCAUUGCCUUGUCCAUUGCAAGACCUGCUGGCGCGGGACUUCUCGACGGACUUGGACUUGGAACUCUUGGUAAUAUUCCUGUCGGGCUCGGAGUUGGCGUUGCUAGUAAGAAGCCAAGCGUCGGAAAAGCCAGUAUAUCUCCAGGAAACAACGGGCUUCUUAACACAGCUGUCGGAGGGGCAAUUGACGUACUCAGCGGUGGAGGGAGCGUCGGUAAAGGAAUCAUAGGCGGUGGCGGCGGCAGCGGCGGCGGCAGCGGUGGCGGCAGCGGUGGCGGCAGCAGCGGCUGCAGCGACGGCUGCAGCGGCGGCGGCAGCGGCGGCGGCAAGGGCUCUACAGCACCCACCGGGCUUCUUAACAUACAGCUAUCGGACUGACAAUUGACGCACUCAGCGGUGGAGGGAGCGUCGGUAAAGGAAUCAUAGGCGGCGACGGCGGCGGCAACAAGGGCAAAGGCAAGUGUGAUGACAACGGUGAUGACGAUAAUGAUAACGGCGGUGAUGACAACGGUGACAACGGUAGCUGCAAUGGCACGAAAGGUAAGAAAAUCUUUUCGUUAUCCUUCAUCCCUUAUAAAUCGAUUUUUAUCGCAGUGCUAUUUUUUUCAAGCUAACUUAUUAAUAAAGUUUAUUUUCAUGCCACAAUAUAUUUUAUUUACUUUUUCAUAUAUUUACAUUAGUCAUUGUUUUUAUUGAAGUAGGUACAUUUUUUGCGAUAUUAAGUGUGUAGAACAAAAAUAUAACAUGUCUGAUAAAUAGUGUAGGUUUUUUUUUCUAAAUUGUCUUUUCUCUUGUUGAAGCUGUCAUAGUUUUAAAGAAAGUUUAUGAAACUGUAAAGCUAAAAUUUCCUUUUAGAUUCUUCCUAAGGCGGGAAAG